AUGGUUGCCCAGGAUCAUGCAGAGCGUCUCCGGGUCAAACUUGGUUUUGAUGGUGUGUUUAAAGUUGAUAGUGUUGGAACGAAAGGCGGAUUGGCAUUACUAUGGAGAACGAAUGGUACGGCAAGCCUGUUGAGCUACUCUAAAAAUCAUGUGGAUAUUGAGGUAACGAUGCCGGGAUUUAAUAAGUGGAGGAUGACAGGGUAUUAUGGUUAUGCGCAAAGGGAGAGAUGGAAUGACUCUUGGGAAUUCAUCAGAUCCUUAUCACAUCGCUCUGAGUUGCCAUGGGUUAUUAUAGGGGAUUUUAAUGAUCUCUUAUAUCAGUAUGAGAAGCGGGGGGGAAAUCCCCACCCAGAGGCACUGUUACGAGGCUUCGGGGAAACUAUUGAUGAAUGUGGCCUGGCUCAAUUACCCAUGCAGGGGUACCCGUUUACCUGGGAAAGAGGGGAAGGGACUGUAGACUGGAUUGAAGAAAGAUUGGAUAAGGUGCUGGUCACACAGGAAUGGCGAGAUAUGGUGGUGGGAGAAAAGGGUCCCGUUUUGAGAUGGCCUGGCUCCAUGAUGAAGGCUGUAGAGGAGUGGUUGAGACGGCAUGGACGGAAGGAAGGGACAGAGGUUUACAAGCCUGUAUCGAGUUAUGCGGCCCAGUUAGAGGCUCAGGAGGAUGCUUUUUGGAGACAGAGGGCGAAGCAACACUGGCUGAAGGGGGCAGAUGCGAAUACAAAAUAUUAUCACAGGUAUGCCUCGAAAAACACAAUUUCUAAAAUUAUGAAUGAUGAUGGGGAUUGGGUGGAAGGAGAUGCCAUGAGAACAACUAUUUUUGAUUAUUAUCGGAAUAUUUUCUCGUCAAAUCCAUCUCAAAUAGAUGAAAGUUUUUAUGCCAAUGUCUUGCCCCGGGUGACACACACACAGAACGAAGCAUUACUACGCCCCUUUGAAAAAGAUGAGGUGAGAACGGCCCUGUUUGCUAUGUUCCCGGAUAAGGCACCUGGCCCGGAUGGAAUGAAUUCGGGCUUUUAUCAGCAGUUCUGGGAUGUGGUGGGAGGUGAUGUAUCGGAUUUUAUUGUGAAUUGUUUGAAUACACGGACUUUCCCAACCAAUUUAAAUGAUACUGAUGUGGUUCUAAUACCAAAGAAGAAAAAUCCAGAACGGGUCUCGGACCUCAGACCUAUAGCGCUAAGCAAUGUGAUUUAUAGGGUCAUGGCGAAGAUGAUUUCAGCCAGGAUGAAGCCACUCAUGGAUGAUAUUAUUUCUGAUACACAAAGUGCAUUCAUACCUGACAGAUUGAUUACAGAUAAUAUUUUGAUUGCUGCAGAGGUUGGACACUUUUUGAAUAGAAAACAAUGUGGAAGAAUGGGAUGGGGUGCUUUAAAGCUGGAUAUGGCAAAAGCGUAUGACCGAAUGGAAUGGCCCUUCCUGCGAAGUAUGUUAACAGCUUUGGGAUUUAAUAAUAUAUGGGUGGAUCUUAUCAUGUUGUGUGUGACUACUGUGUCUUAUAAUAUUAAACUGAAUGGAAUCCGAGGAUCGCCGAUUGUCCCGUCUCGCGGACUCAGGCAAGGAGACCCGUUAUCACCAUAUCUAUUUAUUAUCUGUGCGGAGGGACUCUCUUUGUUAUUACAGCAGGCACAGGAAGCAAAUGCGGUUAAGCAGUGUUUGACACGGUAUGAAAAUUUAUCUGGCCAAGUGGUAAAUUACCAUAAAUCCAGCAUAUGCUACAGUAAGAAUACACAAGAUGAUGAUAGGGAUGCAGUGGCACAGAUACUUGGGGUUGCUCAAGCACCAAAUUUUGGGAAAUAUUUGGGCCUCCCCUCAUUUAUUGGAAGGAAUAAGAAGGCAGCUUUUUCGUAUAUUGAAGACAAGAUAAGGCAGAGAAUCCUUUCUUGGAAUAAGAAGUUACUAUCGCAAGCUGGUAAGGAAGUCUUAUUGAAAAGUGUGGCUCAGGCAAUGCCCACUUUCUCAAUGAGUGUCUUUUUACUACCUAUGGGAAUUUGCACAGCUAUUGAGCGAGUCAUGAACCGAUAUUGGUGGGGGUCUGGGAAUGAACGUGGAAUUCAUUGGAAGGCUUGGGACAAGAUGUGCAUACCAAAAAAGUAUGGUGGCCUAGGGUUCAAAGAACUGCAUGCAUUUAAUAUAGCAAUGCUGGGAAAACAGGCGUGGCGGUUUUUAACGAAACCUGACUCAUUGGUCUCACGAGUUUACAAAGCGAGAUAUUAUCCAAAAGGGACCUUUUAUGAUGCCAAGAUAGGAAAUAACCCCAGUUUCUGUUGGCGCAGUAUAAUGGCAGCUCAGAGCAUGGUUUGUGGUGGAAUCAGGCGCAGAAUUGGAAAUGGAAAAACAACCCUAAUCUGGGAUCACCCAUGGAUGCAUGAUGAACAUGACCCAAUGAUUCAUACUGAUAAGCCACCAUAUUUGAAUAAUGCAGCAGUGGUGGGAUUAAUUGAUCAUGAGACACACACCUGGGAUCCGGAUAUAUUGACAGAUAUUUUUAAUCCUGCAGAUGUGGCUAGAAUAAAAAAGAUCCCAGUAUCACCAGAUUAUGAGGAUAUGUGGUAUUGGUAUGAUGAUCAGGGAGACACUAACCAAAUUGUUCACGCAGCUGCAAUUUUAUACCAUAUUUGGAGAGCCAGGAACGGAGCGGUAUGGGAUGCCUGUCUACCGCGACCACGAAAAGUGCUAGCCUUGGCCAAAGCCACCAUACUUGCAUGGCAGCGGGUCCACCACACCCAUCACCAAGUGAACCACCAGGCUGUCGUGCAAUGCCAUAUUACCGCCACUGCCGCGGCACAGCAACAGCGGCAACACGACACUGCCGGCGCACAGGUAACGCCCGAGGAGGCUGCCCACGAGGUGUUGCGGAUGGAAACUACCGAGCCAGUACGCAAAUGUUACAUCGAUGCCGGUUUUAUGCCUGCUUCAGGAAAGGCUACGGUUGGCGCGAUUUUACUCAACGAGGAAGGGGAAUAUGUAUCGGCUUUCAGUGCACCAUUAUCAAAUUGUCUCUCACCGCUUAUGGCUGAGACAAUAGCAUGCAAGGAAGCCUUGUCUUGGCUAUGGAAUCGUGGAGAACGUUCAGUAUGCUUACUUACAGAUUGUUUGACCCUACAACAAUAUUUGACAAGUCAAGUUGUCACGAUACGGACUUACGUAGGCUAUGCCAUUGAUGCUUGUAGAGCACGCAUUACUUCUUUUGAUUACUGCUCAGUUAAUUUUAUUCAUAGAUCAGAGAACUAUUUAGCACAUAGAUUAGCAUCUUCUGCAUUUAAUUCUCCUACAGCUAUGUAUUCGGACGAUGUCCCUCCAGACUCUAUUUCUGAGUACUUUUAA
Molecule: messenger RNA, 3321 nt
Organism: Ipomoea nil (Japanese morning glory)
Lineage: Eukaryota; Viridiplantae; Streptophyta; Magnoliopsida; Solanales; Convolvulaceae
Exons: 5
Coding region: 1-3321 (1106 amino acids)
Molecular function (GO): RNA-DNA hybrid ribonuclease activity; nucleic acid binding
Source: RefSeq, a predicted model, not a curated record